Penicillium nucicola is the source of this 957-nucleotide messenger RNA. RefSeq names its product heme-dependent oxidative N-demethylase family protein. NCBI's taxonomy places the organism in Eukaryota, Fungi, Ascomycota, Eurotiomycetes, Eurotiales, Aspergillaceae. The transcript has 3 exons. The record is from RefSeq and is a predicted model, not a curated record. The coding region runs from base 1 to 957 and encodes 318 amino acids.
AUGACACCGUAUCCAGCGCAGCCCAUCAAAGGACGAGAGCGGUACCGUGUCAUGAUGGAUAUCCGCAAACUCGAUAAACAGAACUGGCUCACCCUGGACAAGAACUACAUGGAUGAGCACAGAGCCCGCAAUCAGUUGCUGCACGAGAAAAGAUCCGAGGUUUUGCGCUGUCUACCAGAGUCUGUGGAUGCAUGCCAGGAGGCACUGGAGGAAGUGUCAGACUUUCUCUGCGAACGAUUUCCAAAUAACUUUGAGAUGAACAUCCAAAACAACCAAAAGAUUGUCGAUAAUCGCAUGACCGGUGAGACAUUCACAGUCAGUGGACGCGACCCCAAGGAGGGUUUGACCGAUGCCUUGGAGGCCGCCGUUCGUCUCACAAUGGAGGACCUCAGUGUUCUGAUGCUGAAUGAUGAGGGUGAAUAUUACCUAGCAGGAAGCGCCAGUCUGUUCCCUACAGGUUGGACAGUGCAACAGAGAAUUGGCUGGACCAUCUCUCAACUGCAUGGUCCUGUACCGCUAUGGCACCAGCACGUUGCCAACUCGGUCGAUAAGUUCCUCGCCCGUCUAACUCCAAACUCGCCAAUGGAACGCUCAAAUUAUUUCAUCGAAGUGAAACGACCCGACGAAGACUUGACCGAGAUUCUGUAUCGACCAAAAUCACUUUGCGAAAAGGAGUUGGUCAACCCUCUCCCCUCGGAAAUCCUCGUUCGUCGAGAAAGGCAAACAUUCCGUCGGUUGCCACGAACUGGGGCUAUCGUCUUUGGUGUCAAGACCUAUCUCACGCCUCUAGAUGAGCUUCCAAUGCAGGAGCUGAAUAACCUUGCAACGGAAAUGAGGAGUUGGCCUGAAUAUGUUGGAGAGUAUAAGGGGAAACAUCUUUGGGGAUCCAAAGUCCUGGAAUAUUAUCAGAAGCAAGUGGAGGAGGGUAAGAUUGAGCCCGAGAAGAGUGAGGACUGA